AUGUUAGAAUUUGCGGGUCUACACAUUGAUCCUCUUGUUAUUGGAGAAAAAAAUUCAAAAAUUCAAGGUCCAAACAUAAAGCGUAAAAACAAUUGCAUCGUUAACACCGGAGUCUUGGAAUCAAAACACGAAGAGCUUCGUCGACUACAACAAGAACUUGAAAAUGUUCAAGCACAAAUCGCCAAUAUAAGACGCAUACAACGUGGAGAGAUUCUGGAAACGGUUGAGUCAUCAAUUAAAGAAAGCGCGAAAACAGAUAACGGAAAACAACAAAGAUCAAGCCGCAGCAAUAAAAGGGCAAAGAGAAAGUGA
Molecule: messenger RNA, 312 nt
Organism: Acaulospora colombiana
Lineage: Eukaryota; Fungi; Glomeromycota; Glomeromycetes; Diversisporales; Acaulosporaceae
Source: the annotation of a GenBank genome assembly